ACACACACACACACACAAACGCACACACACAUACUUUAUAUACUCAUGUAUUUCUUAUUUUGGUGUAUUACCCUCUUUGUGUAAAUUCACGUAUUGGUCACCACUGUUGAUGAUGUAGAUGAAAAUGCGAUCAACAAACAGUAUUCAUCUUCAUUAAUGAAAGUAGUUCUUCUCUUAUAUACGAUUGGAUCUUAUCAUAUUCACCUUAAUAUCUGUGAAGAGUCCUUGAAUGAGAAACAACAGUGAUAUUGACAUAAACUAUUCAUUAUAGACACUUGGUUAUACACCUCUAUAUAUAUAAAAGGAUUUGCUAUAAUGAUUCUUAUUGUAAUACUGGUCAAACAAUCAUCAUACAUGUAAAGUAUCAUCUUUAUCUUUGUUUAUAAACUGUUCAUUGAACAAUGAAUGAUCUUCAAUGAUUGUACAAAAUGUUGCUGAUGUUGAUAAUAACAAUCAUUUAAUUAAGUAGUACAUUGAUAUCACCAUUCGUUAAAUGUCAAUUCCCGAUGGAACAAUCCUAGUAUAAUCUUAGAUGAAAUGAAUCAUAAUCAAUUGAUAAGAUGGAUACAUUUUCAUGUUGAAUUCCCAACCAACUCCAAUUAGACAGUCGUUAUUAUCAUAAAACUCUGAUUAUAAUCAUGAUUAAAAAAAUGAACGAAUUCCUCCUUGUUGAAUAGAAUGUCUAACUACUUAACAAUACCUAAACUAUGAUGAUCAUGAUUAUAGACAAUCAUUGAAAUGUUAACAAACAAUAUAUUAUCUAUUCAAUCAAUGAAUGAAGAUCCUUGUCGAAACAGUAAAAUAUUCAUGUCACAUGAAGAAGCUCUAGUCAAAUUAACCGAAAGAACAUCAUAUCCAAUAUUACAAGAAAAUGGUCAACGUUGUUAUGGUCCACCACCAAAUUGGUAUGGAUCUAAACCUCCAAAAGGUUGUGAAAUAUUUAUUGGUAAAAUACCACGUGAUUGUUUUGAAGAUGAAUUAAUUCCCAUAUUUGAAUUAGCUGGUAAAAUUUAUAUGUUUCGAUUAAUGAUGGAUUUUAAUGGAUUAAAUCGUGGUUACGGUUUUUGUUUAUAUACUAAUCGUAAUGAUACUAAACAAGCUGUUAAUCAAUUGAAUGGUUAUGAAAUACGUAAAGGUAAAUUGUUAGGUGUCUGUUACAGUAUUGAUAAUUGUCGUUUAUUCAUUGGUGGUAUCCCGAAAUCUAAAACAAAAGAUGAAAUCAUGUUAGAAAUGUCAAAUGUGACUGAUGGUGUAAAAGAUGUAAUUGUUUAUCCAAGUCUAGUUGAUAAAACAAAAAAUAGAGGAUUUGCAUUUGUUGAAUAUGAAAAUCAUAAAACAGCUGCUAUGGCUAGACGUAAAUUAAUUCCUGGACGAAUUCAUUUAUGGGGACAUCAAAUUGCUGUAGAUUGGGCAGAACCAGAACGUCAAGUUGAUGAAAAUAUUAUGUCAAAGGUUCGUAUAUUGUACGUAAGAAAUUUAAUGUUACAUACAACAGAAAAUGCAGUAAAAGAUCAUUUCAAUCAAGCAAUUCAUUCAAUGAAUGCUGUUGAACGUGUUAAAAAAAUUCGUGAUUAUGCCUUCGUUCACUUUCAUAAUCGUAUAGAUGCUAUCACAGCAUUAAAACAAUUAGAUGGCACGAUAUUUGAUGGAGCGCAAAUUGAAGUGACUUGGGCAAAACCUGUUGAUAAAUAUGAUCAUUUAAGAACAAAUCAGAAUUCUCAAUCCGUUUUAACAAUCAAUCCAAACUAUACUAAUUAUUUCAAUGGUUCAUGUUUACCUUUAACUACUCAACAACAAGCCAUAUCAUCAUCAUCAUCAUCAUCAUCAUCUUUGUCGUUAGUCGGUUCAUUGAAUACAUUCACCAUAUCGUCAACUUCAUCAGGAAUAAUCUAUUCUAAUUCAAUAUCAAAUAGUACACCUUUACAGCAAUUACAUCAUCUUAAUUCUUAUCCUUUCUCUUCAAUAAUGAAUCAAUCAAUUAUAUCAUCAAAUUCCUAUUAUUCACAUAAUACUACAAGUAUUUUCACACAAACAACUAUGUAUGGAUAUCAAAGCCAAUUGAAUGCAAUGCUUAAGCAUACUAUUGGUCAUAAUUCAUUAUCAUUCAAAUAUACCACUACUUCAUCGUCAUCAUCAUCGUCAUCAUCAUCAUCAUCAAGUAUAUCAUCUUCAUCUAUUAUGUCAAUUGGCAACCCAAUGAAUACACUAUCAAUAAUGAAACAUUCAAACAAUAAUAAUACUGAUAAUUAUAAAAAUAUUUUAAUCAAUAAAUCAAUCAAUCAAUCAUCAUCAUCAUCAAUAUUGAAUCGAAUACGUUUAAAUGAAUUAUGUCAAUCCAUUUCAACAAUGAAUAUUGAAAAGAAUAACAUUCAAAAUUUAAGAUAUAAACAAUCAAUACAGCAAUUGUUUCAUUCAUCCAUAUUGAAUUCACAAAAAGAAAAUAGUUCCUUUGAGACAAGUACUUUAUUACAACCUUUAUUACAAUCAAAUGAAAAGAACUUAAAUGAGAGAUCAUUCGUUUUAAAUUCGGGAAGUGAUAAGCGAUUGAAUAUUGAUCAUUCCAGUAUAGACGAUCAACAGAUAACAAAUGCUAACAAAUUAUUAAUAGAUAUUUGUGUCAAAAAUGGACUUGGUUCACCGAAUUUCACGAUCCUGACACAAAGUUAUAUUAAUCAAAUCAAUGGGAAGAAAAUGAAUUUAUACAUUGGACAAGUCUUUUUACCACUUAUAAAUCGUCAAUUCACUUCCAAGUACCCAUCCAUCACUAUAGAAAAAUCAUUACAAUCAGUUAGUGAAUUAGCAAUCAUUUGGUUAGUUAAUUAUCAUUUCAUAAGUGACAGUAAUCAUAAUAGUAAUAAUAAUGAUCUUGAUCCAAUUCAUCAUCAAAAUAAUCAUCAUGAUCCUACAGAACCCUUGAAAUCUUCUAAUCAUUUCAUAAAUAUCAUUCAUGAUCUUGAUCCAAUUCAUCAUCAAAAUAAUCAUCAUGAUCCUACAGAACCCUUGAAAUCUUCUAAUCAUUUCAUAAAUAUCAAUCAUGAUCUUGAUCCAAUUCAUCAUCAAAAUAAUCAACAUGAUCCUACAGAACCCUUGAAAUCUUCUAAUCAUUUCAUAAAUAUCAAUCAUGAUCUUGAUCCAAUUCAUCAUCAAAAUAAUCAUCAUGAUCCUACAGUAUCCUUUAAAUCUCCUAAUCACUUCAUAAAUACCAUUCAUGAUCUUGAUACAGUUCAUUCAGAUUUAAUGUAUGAUAAAGAUCAUAGUUGUGAAUCUAAAAGAGAUUCAUAUUUAAACAAAACAAUUAGCCAUAAUAUCAACAAUGUAAACUAUAAUACUGAACUAGUUUCAUCAAAUAUACUAACAUUCUACCGUAAAACUCACAACUUUCAAUCAUCCUUACAACAGGAUCAGAAUGCAAUUCAUGACAAAUUGUUAAACAAUAACAAUAAUGAUAUGAAUAUGAAUUCUUCAAUGUUAAAUGAUUCAAUAAUUAAUAAAAUCAAAUUGGAUUAUGACAAUAAAUUCAAUUUACCAUAUAGUGAAUUAUUAAAUGUCAAUGAUUCAAAUGAAAUAACUUUGAAUCAUAAUCCAUUUAAAAUGAAUGAAAGAAAAUUAAUGCAAUUUACUUCAUCAUUUGAUUGUAAUCAUUAUGUAAGAAGGUCUAUGGAAACGAAUCACAUUGUGAAUCAUGAUACUACUAAUACUACUACUACUACUAGUAGUAGUAGUAGUACUUCUACUACUACUUCGACUACAGAUUGUAAUAAUAAUAAUAAUAAUAAUAAUAAUAGUAAUAAAAGUACAAAUAAUCAAUUACAAAAUACAUUUGAAUUGAUGAUGACAUAUGACUCAAAUGAUACAACUAGUUUAAAUCAUUCAUUGAAUGACUUUGAAAUGAUGCAUAAUGAGUUUCCUAAUUCAGAAUUAUCAUUAUCAUCACCGACUUCAUUUUCAUUUUCAUCGUCGUCGUCGUCAUCAUCAUCAUCUUCAAUAUCAUCAUUAUUAAAACUAAAAACAUCAGAAACUUAUCCCGAAUUAAUUCAAUCUAUUUCAUUGAAUAAGAUUCAUACAUAAGAUCCAUUUAGUCAAGUUACAGAUAAUAUUCUAAUUGUUAUCUAUGACUAUUUAUUUAACUUUUCUAUUGUUGACAUACAUAUCGAAAUGGCAUAGUAACUAGUAGAAAUUCUGUUUUGUUUUUUUUUUGUUUUACCCUAGUUACUAAUUAAUAAUGGUAUAUAUUAACUUAUAUCUAAUGAAUAAGUAGUAUAAUUUUUAUCCAUAAUUUUAUUUCUUUUAAAAGCUUAUUUUAUAACAUAAAAAAGAGACUGUUGUACAGUUUGAUUAUAUAAUCAAUGGAACAAAUGGAACAAAAAAAGAAACAAUUUUUUUCUUUUCACAUUGCAUAGUAACUAUUCAUGUUUUAAUCAAAUUCAAAUAUUGAUACUACAUUGUACAAUAUUUUAAUAAAUUUGAAAAUAUUCAUUCAUCUUUAUCUCAUCAGUAAUCAAUUUAGUCAAGUUAUCAAUUAUAUAUUCAUUAGUAUCUAAGAUUAUUGAUUUGAUUUUGAUUUUUUUUUUUGGUUGUUGUCAACAUUGCAUAGUAACUAUUCAUGUAUCCAUCAAAUUGCAAAUAUUGGCGCUUCAUUGUAAAAUGAUUCAAUAAAUUUAAUCUUUAUCACAUUCAUGUAUAUGAGAAUAAUGAAUGAAAUUCAUUUAUUUUUACAGAAUCAUUAAAAGAAAUGGAAUUCUAUAAUCAACUAAGGAUUUUAAAAAAAAUUUUUAAACUAUUUUUUUCUUGUUUUGAUGUUACUAUGUGUGUUUGUUUUUUGUAUUUUUGUUGUGUUUUUUUUUUGUUUUUUUUUUCUUGGUUAUGAUGAAAUGGUUGGUUCAAUUAUCAUUUAGUUCAUUGUUUGUUUUAUAAAAUUGAUAGUUAUAUAUAAUAAAUGAUUAUUAUAUUUUGAUUUGGUAUUAUUUGAUUGAAUAUUCCCAUUGAUGUUUAGCACUGUAGUCCUAAACAUCAUCCCAUUGCACAAACAACUGGCUAUCAAGACUUAAUAGCUAAGUGGAUAAUGCUAUAACGUUUGAAGCGAAAGGUACUAGGUUCGAGUCCUUAGAGUGAACAUCAACUCUGAGAUGUUGGUUUAUCCAGCUGAUGAGAUUGAAAAAUUGAUGUCAGCAAACAAAUUUGGCGUUUAUUUGUUUAUUAAAUGAAUAUUUUGUAGAUAUAUCAACUGAAAAUUUUCAUAAAAUCAAGACUCUCUCAUCUAAAUUACCUCAUUUCAGAAGUAAAUUCACUCUUAUAUUCACACACAUUUGAAUAAAUGGGCCACAACUCGUUUUCAAAGUAAGAAAGGUUUAGAAACUUAAAGAUAAACUAUCGUAAUAAUGAAUUAACUUGGUAUUACUUAUUUGAAUCCUCCCAUUGAUGUUUAGGAUUACAACUGGUAAGUCUCUUAUUGACAUACUGUGCGUAUUGCCUCGAU
Messenger RNA from Schistosoma rodhaini, 5476 nucleotides. The record is from the annotation of a GenBank genome assembly. Lineage: Eukaryota; Metazoa; Platyhelminthes; Trematoda; Strigeidida; Schistosomatidae.